Messenger RNA from Fonsecaea multimorphosa CBS 102226, 1029 nucleotides. RefSeq lists its product as uncharacterized. The coding region runs from base 1 to 1029 and encodes 342 amino acids. Gene Ontology annotation, molecular function: NAD binding; 3-hydroxyisobutyrate dehydrogenase activity; NADP binding. The record is from RefSeq and is a predicted model, not a curated record. NCBI's taxonomy places the organism in Eukaryota, Fungi, Ascomycota, Eurotiomycetes, Chaetothyriales, Herpotrichiellaceae. Gene Ontology annotation, cellular component: mitochondrion. Gene Ontology annotation, biological process: L-valine catabolic process. The transcript is spliced from 7 exons.
AUGUCGAACUCCAGAAUGUUGCUUGAGAGGACUAGUACCGUCGGCUUCAUCGGGUUGGGAGCGAUGGGAAACCAUAUGUUUAAUAACCUCGUUACGAGUGCUGCGAAGAGUUGUAGCCAGUUCAAAAGUUUUGCUAUUUUCGAUGUUAACGAGAUCGCCAUGAACCGCGAGAUUCAACGACACAAGACGGAGCAUCCUCUGGUCCCCAUAUUGAAGUGCUCGUCUCCUGCAGAAGUUGCGACCAAAGCAUCAUACAUCAUCAGCAUGGUCCCCACGUCAGCUCACGUCCAAAACGUCUACACCGGCGAGAACGGAGUCCUGAGUGCCUUGAAAGAGCUCGAUGAGGAGGCACGAUCGCAAACAUUAUGCUUGGAUCAAUCAACAAUCGAGCAAAGUGUCAGCAAGGCGGUCGCGCUGAAGAUGCGAGAAGUGGGAGCCGACAUGAUGGACGCACCAGUGUCAGGGGGUGUUGUGGGCGCAAGAGACGGCACUCUUGCCAUCGUGGUAGGUGGUGACGAAGGGUCUUUUGAAAGAGCUCUCCCGGUCCUGUCACCAAUGGCAAGAAAGGUGACGCACUGUGGUGAUCUGGGAACCGGCCUCGCUGCCAAAAUCUCCAACAACCUCCUGCUCGGAAUCACUAUGCUCGGUUUGAGCGAAGCCACGCUUCUAGGCAGAUCUCUCGGGGUCAAGCCCCAAGUGCUUGCCGACAUCAUCAACAACUCCACCGGUCGCUGCUGGUCAAGUGAGACGAAUCAUCCAGACCCAUCGGUGAAGGUUGGAGUCGCAUCGCCUCCAGCCCAUCGCAGCUAUGAAGGUGGCUUCGUGACCAAGCUAGCCCACAAGGACCUUGGUCUCGCCGUUAAGGCUGCAGAAGGUGCACAUGUACCCCUCGAGCUCGGGAAGCGCUGCGAGGAAGUCUUCAGGCCACUGGCGCGUAGUGAAGAAUGGGGCAACCGCGACUUCAGUAGCGUGUUCCAGGCACUGAGCGACCUCCGAGCCAAUGCUGGACAAUCUCAGGCUGCAUUGUGA